Molecule: messenger RNA, 1751 nt
Organism: Annulohypoxylon truncatum
Lineage: Eukaryota; Fungi; Ascomycota; Sordariomycetes; Xylariales; Hypoxylaceae
Product: NAD(P)-binding protein
Exons: 2
Coding region: 278-1315 (345 amino acids)
Molecular function (GO): oxidoreductase activity
Source: RefSeq, a predicted model, not a curated record
AGUGCGCGAUAUUAUCCCGGUAUCUUACUGGCUUCCGAGUUAACCAACCCAUUUCUGUCUUAGAUAUGUGUAACCAUGUUAUGCCGGUUUUCAUUGGUUGGCAAACAAGGGAUAGGAGUUGUACGACUUACGUACAUCAAACGGCUGCGCCAACUCUUCCGGGCCCGAAUCUUUUACCCUCCCUCCGAUGCCCGAUUGUUUCGGCCUGAAUAACCUGUAGCCUACUUCUUAUUCGAAUUUCUCAGAUUCCUUCCUUCCUUAAUCCUUACUCAUCUUCAUGUUAUCCGCUUGGAAACCGCUGCACACGGGCCAGAGGCUCUGCAAGUCAUUCUCACGCUUUGGACAAGUUCAACAACAUUAUUCUUUCAGUAAUUCUACGUCAUUAGCCAUGAAUAUCGCUCGCGUUACCGCCUGGGGCAAACCGCCUCAGUAUAUCACCGGGGGUCCCUCUCUCCCAGACCCGUCACCGUCGCAACUCCAGCUCAAAAUGCUAGCCAUAGGCGUUCCCCGCGCGGUGAGAGGUCGCGCGUCUGGGAAGCAUUCCACCGUCGAGGGGGGGCUGCCUUUUGACCCCAGCAUCGACGGCGUUGGGCUAGAUGAGGCUACGGGAAACAAGUACUACAUUGUGCCCUUGGUGGCACCCCUCUUUGCCGAGCGCGCUAAUGUUGAGCGACACCAAAUGAUUCAGCUGCCUUCAGAAGCUGAUCCUGUCACUGUGGCUGGACUAGUGAAUCCCGUCAGCAGCAGUUGGAUGGCCCUGAGUGUCCGCGCAAUUGGCGGUUGCAAGGGACGUACCGUGUUUAUUGUCGGUGCCACGACGGAGAGUGGUCGGCACGCCAUCCGUGUUGCCCGCGAGCUCGGCGCUGCCAAGAUUGUGGGCGCCUCGCGCACUCAAGAAACCCUCAACAAAGUCGAAGGACUUGAUGAGCGUGUCCUCCUCACCGAGCCCUUUGAGGUGCCGAAAACAGUUGGUCCUCUAGACAUUGUAUUGGACUUUGUCGGUGGUCCUACCAACGUAGCUAUCAUGAAAACAGCUGAGAUCCAUGAGGGUUUACAGUAUAUCAGCAUUGGCGGCGUCUCAGGACACGAGAACCUAGAAAUACCAGCCGCCGUACUCAGUAGGCGGCCCAUUCGCAUUAUGGGAUCUGGUAUGGGUUCUUUCAGCAUGCCUGAAGUGAUGAAGGAGUCGCCGGGGUUGGUCAAUUUCCUUGGCAAGAUGAAGAGGCCCGAAAACGUCGUCACUGCUGCUUUGGCUGAUGUUGAGACCGCUUGGGACUCUGCUGGGGAGAAGGAGAGACUUGUCCUAGUCCCUUAGAUGGGAGCGAAGUACCUACAUAUCAUAUUCAUUAGCGGAGGUCAUUAGACCCCAUAGACGUCACCUCUCCCUUACGGCAUCCGUAGCAGGCUAUACCUACAGGUGCUUGACGACUUAACUAAAUUUAGUUUAAAAAAAUACUCUUUCCUCCCUUCGUUAACAAUAGUCGCCCCUUUGAAUACCUAGAUCUAUCUACUUGUUUAGAUAACAAAAAUAAGCCUUAGGAGACGAUUCUGUCUGUCCGAAUUAGUUUGAACUGCUAGAAACGCCAUCUUUCCUCUCUUAGCAUGAAAUCCCUUACGUCCAACCAAAUGUCCGAAAACAUUACUGUCGACCCCCCAGUAGAUGCAGUAAUAGCGACGUGAUUCCACGGGGAACCCCAAAGCUGUCUCUUCCGAAGCUGGCUGCAUACAUAUAUUGAAUAUUACUUGUUUAC